CUCGGCUAAGAUGGCUGCAAAGGAGGGGGCCGGAAGUGCUGCCACAGCCUGCGGUAGUUGUGAUGCUGAGGCUAUGGAGCGGGUUUUGCCGGUGUUGUUGGUGCCGGUCCCCGCCGAGGCUAUAGCGAGACUGGGAUCCCGGGCUCAGCUGCACAGAGACCAGGAGAUUCUGGGGAGCCUGACGGCUGCGGGCAGCCUUCAAGUGCUUUACUUGGCGCCGGGCGGCCAAGGCGGGGGCAGCUGCGGCUGCUGUCUCGAAGGCCCUUUCCAGCACUUUCUGUGGGAGAAUUCUCAUAACAGCAGCACACCAACAGAUAAGCCCAAACUGCUCACUCUUAGUGAGAGUUAUGAACUAUUCAUCUAUGAAUUCAAUUUGAAAGAUGGAAGAUGUGAUGCAGCUAUUUUAUAUAACUGUCCUGGGGAGACAUUACAAAAGCUCAUCGAAGAUCACGAUAUCGGUAUUUCCUUACUCUCUUUAAGAAUUCUGUCAUUUCACACUAACACAUCAUUAUUGUUCAUCAACAACUGUAUCAUCUUACACAUUAUGUUUCCUGAAAGAGAUGCUGAGAUUAGAGUACUGAACUGUUUUAAACUACCCUUGCCUGCACAGGCAGUGGACAAGAUUAUUGACACACAGCUUUGUGGAGGAAUUCUUUUUGUUUUGAAUAGUUUAGGCUGGAUCUAUAUUUUUGACAUUGUGAAUGGCACACAUGUUGCUCAUGUGGAUUUAGCCCUUCACCAAGAAGAUAUGUGUAAUGAGCAGCAACAGGAGCCAGCCAAGAUGUCUUCUCUCACUUCACUGAAAGUGUCUCAAGACCUAGACGUUGUAGUGAUUGUGAACUCCUCCAACUCUGCAAUCGCUGUUAACUUAAAUUUGUAUUUCAGGCAACAUCCAGGACACCUACUAUGUGAAAGAAUGCUAGAAGAUCUUCCAAUUCAAGGACCUAAGGGGAUAGACGAAGAUGAUCCUGUUAACUCUGACUACAACUUGAAACUGACCAAAUUUGCUUUCCAGGUUGAUAGGUCUUGGAAAGCCCAGCUAACAUCAUUGAAUGAAAUAAUAAGGAGCCCUCAACUGGAGGUUUCCCACUGUGCUCCAUGGUUCCAGGAUAUUUUGCAUUUGGAGUCUUCUGAAUCUGGUAACCACAGUACCAGUGUGCCGAGCUGGGCCUUCACUCCACAGCGCGUGUUGUAUGGCCAGUAUAAUUUUCCACUGAAAGAUCAUGCCAAGACCAGUGAUCCAGAGAGGUCAUGGAAGAUAAUGCAUAUCAGUGAACAAGAGGAACACAUAGAGUUUGAGUGUGUGUCUGUGACAGGAUUCACUGUACUGUUUACUUGGGCAGCAAAAAGAACAGGCUGUUCCAUUGCCCUCUGGGAUUUGGAGACUCAGGGUAUGCAGUGUUUUUCCCUAGGUAAAAAGUGUAUUCCUGUAGACAGUAGUGGAGACCAGCAGUCAUUCCUUGUUUUGACAGAAAAUGGACUCUCUCUGAUUUUGUUUGGUUUGACUCAAGAGGAGUUUUUAAAUAGACUAAUGAUCCAUGGAAGUGCCAGCACUGUGGACUCUCUUUGUCAUCUCAAUGCUUGGGGGAGGUGUUCAAUCCCCAUACAUGCUCUAGAGGCUGGGAUAGAAAAUCGUCAGCUAGACACAGUAGAUUUCUUUUUGAAGAGCAAGGAAAAUCUUUUCGAUCCAUCUUCAAAUUCUUCUGUACCUGUUCAGUUUGAUCAUUUCCCAACCCAUUUGUAUUUAAGAAAUGUGGAAGAGCUAACACCAGCAUUGGAUUUACUUCGUUCUGCAAUUAGAGAAAGCGAUUCUGAAACCCAAAGCAAACACUUUUCGGAACAGUUGCUUAAUCUUACACUGUCCUUCCUUAACAAACAAGUAAAGGAGCUAUUUAUUCACACUGAAGAGUUAGAUGAACAUCUACAGAAAGGAGUGAACAUUUUCACCAGGUACAUUAAUGAACUUCGAACCUUCAUGAUGAAGUUUCCUUGGAAGCUAACAGAUGCUAUAGAUGAAUAUGAUGUAAAUGAAAUUGUUCCUAAAGUAAAGGGGAGUGAUACAUGGGAGAAACUCAGCUUUGAGGAAGUUAUUGCCAAUGCCAUUUUAAACAACAAAAUACCAGAGGCACAGACCUUCUUCAGGAUUAAUGGUCAUUCUGCUCAGAGACUUGAGGAGCUUAUUAGAAUAGGCCUAGAUUUGGUCUUUGACAAUUUAAAACAGAACAACAUAAAGGAAGCCUCUGAACUUUUGAAGAAUAUGGGCUUUGAUGUAAAAGACCAAUUGCUUAAGAUAUGCUUCUAUACAACUGAUAAAAAUAUACGGGACUUUUUGGUUGAAAUUUUAAAAGGAAAAAAUUAUUUUUCUGAAAAAGAAAAGAGAACUAUAGACUUUGUGCAUCGAGCUGAGAAGUUUUAUUCAGGACUUUCCCAAGGAAACAUGCAGAUCCAGUCUUUUCCCAGGUAUUGGAUGAAGGAACAAGAUUUUUCCAAGCACAAAUCUGUUUUGGACACAGUCAUGAAAUAUCGUAAAGAAGAAUUUAACAAAGAGGACCAUAGAAUUGUGUUAAAUUGGGCUCAGUGGUGGGAUCAACUAACACAAGAAUCCAUCCUUCUCCCCAGGAUAAGUACAGAAGAAUACAAAUUUUAUUCUCCUGAAACCCUCUGGAGAUACCUCACAGCUCAUCAUGAUUGGUUAAGCAUUAUCUCGUGGAUUGGAGAAUUUCAGACCCAGGAUAGCUAUGCUUCACUUCAGCAGAACAAAUGGCCCCCUCUGACUGUUGAUAUUAUUGAUCAGAAUACUUCUUGCAACAACUACAUGAGGAAUGAAAUUUUAGAUAAACUGGCCAGGAAUGGAAUUUUUCUUGCAUCUGAACUAGAAGACUUUGAACUCUUCCUCUUCAGACUGAGCUGUAUUGGGGGAGUGAUGCAAGAUAACCUCCCUGUUCAAAAUUACAGGACCAAAGAAGGUUGGGAUUUCCAUUCUCAUUUCAUUCUCUAUUGUUUGGAACACAGUCUGCAGCAUCUUCUUUAUGUCUACCUGGACUUUUACAAACUUAGUCCCCCAAAUUGUCCUUUUCUGGAAAAAAAGGAAUUACAUGAAGCUCAUCCCUGGUUUGAAUUUUUAGUUCAAUGUCGACAAGUUUCCAGUAAUUUAACAGAUCCCAAAUUGAUCUUCCAGGCCAGCCUUGCAAAUGCUCAGAUAUUGAUUCCCAGCAAUCAGGCUGGUGUAAGCAGUAUGCUAUUGGAAGGACAUACCCUCCUGGCCCUUGCUACCACAAUGUAUGCUCCUGGGGGUGUCAGUCAGGUUAUUCAGAAUAAAGAAAAUGAUAACUGUUUGAAGAAAGUGGAUCCCCAGCUGCUGAAGAUGGCAUUAACUCCUUACCCCAAGCUAAAAACUGCCAUCUUCCCUCAGUACAUUGCCCCUAGUAUCCUGCCACAUGAUAUUACACUCUAUCACCUUAUUCAGUCAUUAUUGCCCUUUGAUCCUAGCAGAUUGUUUGGCUGGCAAUCUACCAACACACUAGCUAUAGGAGAUGCAUCAAGUGAUCUCCCACAUUUCUCUAGUCCUGACCUGGUUAAUAAAUAUGCUCUAGUGGAACGUCUGAAUUUUGCUUAUUAUUUACAUCAUGGGCGACCAUCCUUUGCAUUUGGAACUUUUCUGGUCCAGGAAUUAACCAAGAGUAAGACACCCAAGCAGCUGAUCCAACAAGUAGGCAAUGAAGCCUAUGUUUUAGGGCUCUCCUCCUUCCACAUACCUUCAAUAGGAGCUGCCUGUGUUUGUUUCUUAGAAUUGCUUGGCCUCGACAGCCUCAAGCUCAGAGUUGAUAUGAAAGUGGCCAAUAUAAUUUUGAACUACAAGUGUAGAAAUGAAGAUGCUCGGUACAGCUUCAUCAGAGACUCUCUGGCUGAAAAACUGUCUAAACUGGCUGAUGGUGAAAAAGCAACCAUAGAAGAAUUACUUGUUCUGUUAGAAGAAGGUACAUGGAACAGCAUUCAGCAGCAGGAAAUAAAGAGGCUGUCGAGUGAUUCAAGCAACCAGUGGGCAUUAGUGGUACAGUUUUGCAGGCUCCACAAUGUGAAACUGAGCACAUCUUACCUCAGGGAAUGUGCCAAAGCCAAUGAUUGGCUGCAGUUCAUUAUUCACAGCCAACUUCAUAACUACCAUUUGGAGGAGGUGAAAUCCCUUCUCCAGUAUUUUAGCCCAGUCCUUCAAGACCACUUAAGACUGGCUUUUGAGAACUUGUCCUCAAUAUCCAAUUCUGGAAUGGACAGUGAUCAGGCCUGCAAGUCCCCCCAGAAGCUCCAGAGAAACAAAGAACAGACGACUGAUUUCUUUGAAAUUCUGCUCCACUGCUCAGAGGAGCCAAACUCCUGGUGCUGGCUCCUGGCUGAAGCAGUGAAACAACAGGCUCCUAUCCUUAGUGUCCUGGCCUCAUGUCUCCAGGAUGCCAAGGCUAUUCCUUGUUUCUGUGUUUGGAUCAUUGUAUCUGUGGAGGACGAUGUUGCAGCUGAAGCAAUGGGACACAUUCAAGACUUAGUAGAGGACCACACCUGGCACCUUGAGGACCUCUCCGUCAUCUGGAGAACAUUAUUAACAAGGCAGAAGAGCAACACUCUCAUUAGAGGUUUCCGGCUUUUCUUUAAGGAUUCCCCACUACUAUUGAUGAUGGAGAUGUAUGAACUGUGUAUGUUCUUCAAGAAUUAUGAGGAAGCCAAAAUGAAACUUACGGAGUUCCAUAAGAGUCUGGAAACUCUUGAAUCAGCAGCCACAGGCGUCCACCCUAUCAUCCCUGCUGUGUGGCUAAAGGAUCAGGUGUGCUUUCUUUUGAAGCUUAUGCUGCAGCAGUGUAGAACCCAGUAUGAAUUGGGGAAACUUUUGCAGCUGUUUGUUGGAAUAGAACAUCUCCUAUCUGAUGGUCCAGAUGUGAAGAAGCUGUGUUUCCUGAGCCAAAUUUUGAAGGAUACAUCCAUAGCCAUUAAUCAUGCAAUUAUUACCAGCUACAGCUCUGAUAAUUUUCAGCAUGAAUGUAGAUCUAUUUUGGAAAGACUGCAAGCAGAUGGACAAUUUGCUUUAGCCAGGAGGGUAGCAGAAUUAGCUGAAUUACCUGUGGACAACUUGGUUAUUGAAGAGAUAACUCAAGAAAUGCAGAUUCUAAAACACACUGAACAGUGGUCCCUGAAACAAGCAAAAAAUGACUUCUGGAAAAAAUGCCAUGAGAAUUUUAAGAAAAAUUCCAUUUCGAGCAAAGCAGCAUCUUCCUUUUUCUCAGCCCAGGCCCUUGUGGCAUGUGAGUACCCAGUUGAGGAACAGCAGAGCAGCCUUGAGGAGCGCCAUCUGCUGCUAACCCUGGCAGGGCACUGGCUUGCCCAGGAGGACCUGGUCCCCUUGGACAAGCUGGAGGAGCUGGAGAAACAGAUCUGGAUCUGCCGUGUCACCCAUCACACCCUUGGAGGAAACCAGGAGGAAAUAGAUCCCAGAUUUUCUCAACAAAUCUUAACUAGUGGCAAACUUUCCUUUGAUAACUUAGCCCAUGAGUUUUCCUUCUCCAAGUUGGCUGCUCUGAACACAUCAAAAUACUUAGAACUUAAUGGCCUCCCAUCCAAAGAGACAUGUAAGGAUAGACUGAAUUGGAAGGAGGAGGAGUCACUAAACUUCUUGAUUGGGCACCUGUUGGAUGAUGGCUGUGUGCAUGAAGCAAGCAGAGUAUGCCGGUAUUUUCAUUUCUAUAACCGAGACGUUGCCUUGGUGUUGCACUGCAGAGCACUGGCCUCAGGGGAUGCUAGAAUGGAUGACCUGCACCCAGAGAUCCAUGCUCUCCUACAUAGUGCUGAGCUGCUCAAGGAAGAAGAGGAGUCUGGUGUGCCUCCGAGGAAAGUCCAGAGCACUUCAAGUCUGGGUAGUCAGUCGUUUGUGAUGGUAUCCUCCGGUGAUGAAGUGGUGACUAAUCUAGAAAUUCUGACAAGCAAAUGCCUCCAUGGGAAGAACUACUGCCGGCAGGUCCUCUGUCUGUAUGAGCUUGCCAAGGAGCUGGGCUGUGCCUACACAGAGGUCGCUGCCCAGGAUGGGCAGACUGUGCUCGGGGCAAUCUUGGCCUCUCAGCAGCCUGACCGAUGUAAGCGAGCCCAGGCCUUCAUCAGCACCCAGGGCCUCCAGCCAGACACCGUGGCCGAACUUGUGGCUGAAGAGGUGACAAGAGAGCUGCUGACCCUGUCGGAGGGAACAGGACAUAAACAGAUGUCCAACCCAGCAGAGGAAAGCCAGACAUUUCUUCAGCUAACUGCUCUGUGUCAAGACCGCACAUUGGUAGGCAUGAAGUUGUUGGAUAAGAUUUCCUCCAUUCCCCAUGGGGAAUUAUCUUGCACCACAGAGCUGCUGAUCCUGGCCCAUCAGUGCUUCACUCUGACAUGCCACAUGGAGGGCAUCAUCCGAGUCCUGCAGGCUGCCCGGCUGCUGACAGACAACUACUUGGCCCCCAGUGAGGAGUACGGGCUGGUGGUGCGCCUCCUUACAGGCAUUGGACGGUACAAUGAGAUGACAUACAUAUUUGAUUUGCUGCAUAAAAAACACUACUUCGAAGUGCUAAUGAGGAAGAAGUUGGAUCCGAGUGGCACCUUGAAGACAGCCCUGCUGGACUAUAUCAAACGCUGCCGCCCUGGGGACAGCGAGAAGCACAACAUGAUUGCCCUCUGUUUCAGCAUGUGCCGGGAGAUUGGCGAGAACCACGAGGCAGCUGCCUGCAUCCAACUGAAAUUGAUUGAGUCUCAGCCCUGGGAGGAUAGCCUCAAGGAUGGACAUCAGUUGAAGCAGAUGCUGCUGAAAGCCCUGACUCUGAUGCUGGAUGCAGCAGAAAGUUAUGCCAAGGACUCCUGCGUGAGACAGGCCCUGCGCUGUCAUCGGCUCACCAAGUUGAUAACACUGCAGAUUCACUUUCUGAACACUGGCCAGAACACAAUGCUUAUCAACCUGAGCCGCCACAGGCUGAUGGACUGUAUUAUAGGCCUGCCUCGGUUCUACCAGGCUUCUAUUGUGGCUGAGGCCUAUGACUUUGUUCCAGAUUGGGCUGAAAUUCUAUACCAACAAGUGAUUCUUAAAGGAGACUUUAAUUAUUUGGAAGAAUUUAAGCAGCAAAGGUUAUUGCGAUCCAGUAUAUUUGAAGAGAUUUCAAAUAAAUAUAAACAACACCAGCCUACUGACAUGAUUGUGAAAAAUCUGAAGAAGUUACUCACAUAUUGUGAAGAUGUCUACCUAUAUUAUAAGCUGGCAUAUGAACACAAGUUUUAUGAUGUUGUGAAUGUGCUUCUGAAGGAUCCUCAUACAGGAUGUUGUCUGAAGGACAUGCUAGCAGGUUAGAUGGAUUCAGGUGACAUGGCAAGGGGUGGGAGUUGCUGCCAAGGUAGGCUUUAUAAGGUGCCUUUUUCUUGUAUCAAAAUGAGGUACUGACAACAAAUGCCUGUAACCAGAGCAGGAUAAUCCACUGGGGGUCUUUGUUGUCUGAGGUGUAAAACCCCAGUGUAUCAUACCAAUGCUUGGUAGGACUUUUCACAAUGAAGUUCCUAUUUAAAAGUGGUUAUUCAUCUAUACCAUGUUAUGUGGAUACUAGUAAUAAGAUCAAAAACUUCAUUUUCCUCAGAUGGUAUCUACUUUAGGAGAUGACACUCUAUUGAUUAAAGAAUACCUGUGCCUGCAGACUCCAGUUUCAAAGGAAUUUAAUAUUAUUUACAUAGUUAAGGAACAGGUGAUACAUUUCCAUUUGUUAGAAACUGAUCUCUCUAUAAUAAAAUAGAUUUUAAAUUCA
Messenger RNA from Choloepus didactylus (southern two-toed sloth), 7796 nucleotides. It is a transcript of the gene SPG11, whose product is annotated as SPG11 vesicle trafficking associated, spatacsin. The transcript has 40 exons. Gene Ontology annotation, cellular component: cytoplasm; axon; synapse. Gene Ontology annotation, biological process: axo-dendritic transport; axon extension; chemical synaptic transmission. The coding region runs from base 11 to 7351 and encodes 2446 amino acids. The record is from RefSeq and is a predicted model, not a curated record. Lineage: Eukaryota; Metazoa; Chordata; Mammalia; Pilosa; Megalonychidae.